Messenger RNA from Coffea eugenioides, 885 nucleotides. Its product is annotated as cysteine-rich repeat secretory protein 55-like. Lineage: Eukaryota; Viridiplantae; Streptophyta; Magnoliopsida; Gentianales; Rubiaceae. The coding region runs from base 1 to 789 and encodes 262 amino acids. The transcript has a single exon. The record is from RefSeq and is a predicted model, not a curated record.
AUGGCUUCCUUUCAUAGACUUCUUCUCUUAUUUACAAUACUCUGCAUCUGCACAGCUGAAUCCUCAGAGCUUUGGAGUCAGUUUUGCAAUCACAAUUCUCAAAUAAAUAGUACCCAGUUGUCAGCAAACAUCGAUAGUUUAUUGGCUGAAUUGAUGUCAGGAACUGUCCAGAAUGGUUUCAGCACCAUCUCCUACGGCAAAGCCGAAGACCAAGUCUUUGGCCUGGCACAAUGCAGAGGAGAUGUGAGCAGCGAAGACUGCUCGAGCUGCGUCGAAGAUGCAUCAAAACAAAUUCGCAAACUUUGCCCAAGUCAAUCUGAUGCUCGAAUUUGGUAUGAUUACUGUUUUAUAAGAUAUGGUACCAACAAAUUCUUCGGACAAGUUGAUACAUCAGUUGGGAUAAUCUUCUACAAUGUUGAGAAUGUAACCAAUCCUGAUUCUUUCAACAAAGAACUGGCAAGUUUGUCGGAUAAGAUCAGUUCAGAGGCUGUUAAGCCCGGAAACAAAGGGCUUGGGAGAGGAAAGAAACAGUUGUCACCUUUUCUGACUUUAUAUGAACUGGCUCAAUGCACUAGGGACCUCUCGCCGCUUUCUUGCGAUCAGUGCUUGGCCAUAGCAAUUGGGAACUUCCCCACCUUCUGCAAUAACAAGAAAGGAUGCCGAGUUCUCUACGGUAGCUGCAUCAUCCGUUAUGAGUUAUAUCCAUUUUUCUUUCCUCUUGAUCCAAAAGAGACCUUAGUCAAUAUGCCUCUAAAGUACUACCACUCGUCUACAGUACACAACCCUUAAAUAAGUUAGAUGGUUGUUAUAUGGAGCGAGUCAGCUCUACACUGAAUUGUAUGCUCAGUUGUUUCUGUACUGUCAUCAUCGACAAAUCCCUGUGUG